Tympanuchus pallidicinctus (lesser prairie-chicken) is the source of this 1891-nucleotide messenger RNA. RefSeq names its product Yip1 domain family member 6 (gene YIPF6). NCBI's taxonomy places the organism in Eukaryota, Metazoa, Chordata, Aves, Galliformes, Phasianidae. Gene Ontology annotation, cellular component: membrane; trans-Golgi network. Bases 79 to 780 code for a protein of 233 amino acids. Gene Ontology annotation, biological process: endoplasmic reticulum to Golgi vesicle-mediated transport. The record is from RefSeq and is a predicted model, not a curated record. The transcript is spliced from 7 exons.
GCUCCGGCGGCGCGCGACGCUGAGGUGCAGCGCGCGGUGAUGACGUAAUCGCGGCGCCACGUCGGCUCUGCGGCCAAGAUGGCGGCGGCAGAAGGCGGCGGAGCGGCGGCGGCAGCCGAGCCUCUGUUUGCAGGCCUGGCAGAUGUGUCCAUAUCUGAGGACAUCCCGGUGGAAGGGGAGAUCACGGUUCCCGUGGGGUCCCAUUCCCCAGAGGAAGAUUUCUCCACGCUGGAUGAACCCGUCAGGGACACCAUUCUGAGAGAUCUGAAGGCUGUUGGGAAGAAAUUUGUCCACGUCAUGUAUCCAAGGAAGAGCAGCGCGCUCCUCAGGGACUGGGAUCUUUGGGGGCCUUUGGUGCUUUGUGUCUCACUUGCUCUGAUGCUGCAGGGGGGAUCAGCAGACAGCAAGGAGGACGGAGGGCCCCAGUUUGCUGAGGUCUUCGUCAUCAUCUGGUUUGGUGCCGUUGUCAUCACACUAAACUCAAAGCUCCUGGGAGGAACUAUAUCUUUUUUUCAGAGCCUGUGUGUUCUGGGUUACUGCGUCCUGCCCCUGACGGUGGCGAUGCUGGUGUGCAGGCUGGUGCUGCUGGCAGGCUCUGGCACUGUCAGCUUCAUCAUACGCCUGAUUGUAGUGAUUGCUAUGUUUGCCUGGUCCACGUUAGCAUCCACAGCCUUCCUGGCUGACAGCCAGCCUCCGCACCGCAAGGCGCUGGCCGUGUACCCCAUCUUCCUCUUCUACUUCGUCAUCAGUUGGAUGAUUCUCACCUUCACACCCCAGUGACGUCCGGUCAGAGGAGACAGUGUGACACAGCCUGAAGUCUUGCACGGACGCUGCAGUUGAUGUCGGCUUUGUCUCUUGUUAAUUUGUCUAUGGAGGUGGUCUAACGAGGCUGCUUGUGGGAUAAAGCCAAGAACUGCAAGACUGGUCGCGUGUUCUUGAGAGAGAUGGAAGUCUGGCUACUGAGUUUUUUUUGUUUAAUUAGCCCUGCUCUUUAGUUGUGUUGAAUAAGAAAUGCACACUGUGACAGGGAAUAUUCUGCCUGAGGAACAGAGGGAGAGGUCUUGGGACUUCAGGAGCCUGAUGGUGAAGUUACAGGAUCGCACUGCCUGGCAGGGUUCUUGCUCACGCUUGGAUUCUUGCUCAGGACAACAUGCCUUACAUUACUGUUAUGUGUUGGGUGGGUAAGGAGGAAUUUGACUACUGUCCUUUUUUGUUCACUUACAGAGCGGUGAAAUGUAUAUAAAAUGCAUCACAAGACUGCAAGCUUUCACUUCGAAAUCAGAUCUCAGCAAAAAAUAAGUCGGGUCCAGUUUGCUGUUAACUAGAGCUGGGCAGAAGGGGACUGACUGCCUUUGCUCCUGUUAACGUUCUCUGUAUUUAUUAUCUGCCCUCUUCAGCACCAAGAAGUGUGUUUUAGCCAAAUGUUUCCAACUCUGUGGCAAUGCUGACUAAUCCACACAUCCAGUGAGGGGGGGCUUAAGUAGAUAAUUAUCAAUCUUCUUGUGUUCCUCGAGAUUAAGAAGUCCUGGGAAAACAGUGAAGGCUGCUUUGCAGCAGGGCCCUGCCUGAUACUCUGUAUCCAUUAGAGGUGGAAGUAGAAGCUCUGGGAGUACAGAAUGUAUCUCUGAAAGAUGAUUGAGACGUUGAGAGUUGAAGUGUUUUGAUGGUAAGACAGCAAACCAGGUGUGGGUCUGAAAGUUUUAGAGUGGGUUGGCUGGAGGAAGGAAAAUAAAUCUAGUGGAGGUGGUGGCUGUUACGAAGCAGGACACAAAUUCUGAUCCAGGUUGCUUGUAUGUGACAUUCAUUUGUUUACAUGGUUGGUGUUUCCACAUAAAUGCAAGCAGAUCUGCGUAUUGUUCCUUUGUACCUAGAAUGAAAUGUGAGAAACUUU